Messenger RNA from Monodelphis domestica (gray short-tailed opossum), 2816 nucleotides. RefSeq names its product TAFA chemokine like family member 3 (gene TAFA3). Lineage: Eukaryota; Metazoa; Chordata; Mammalia; Didelphimorphia; Didelphidae. Gene Ontology annotation, molecular function: receptor ligand activity. The record is from RefSeq and is a predicted model, not a curated record.
AGCACAGAGAGAGGGAGCUGAGCCGAGCUCCGCAGCGCUGGGCUGGGCCGUGCCCCGAGCUCCCCGGCGCCCUGGGAGCGGCACCCUCGAAGAAAGCCUGGCUGGAGCCCAGCCGCUCCGAGAGCGCAGCAACUUGGUGACGGAGAUCCAGGGGCUCUGGAUAGUGCCCGACCGAAGAAAGCCUGCCAGUGCAGCGACUGCAAGGCGGCAACGGCCCGGUCGCGGCUACACGCUCUCAGGUCCUUGGUCCUCGAGUGUAGGAGCAGGGGCGACCUCUGUUUCGGUGAGCAGAAGCGGCAGCAGAGACCCCAAUGUUUUCUCUUACUCACCCUGGUGGAGACAGUUUGAGUCCAGUGCAUGUAACGGCAGUAGCUGGGAGCCCAGUAAGAGAAUGAGUGACAGGGACUGCCGGAGCUCAAGCACAGGGGUCUGUCUUUUGGUGCUCUGCCUGAUCCCACUGUGGGCACGGCUGGCAUUUGCUUCAUCAUAUCCUCGGAUUCACACAGUGAAUGUGGAGUCUGGCACCUGUGAAGUGAUUGCUGCGCAUCGAUGCUGCAACCGCAACCGAAUUGAGGAGCGUUCUCAGACAGUCAAAUGCUCCUGCUUCCCAGGCCAGGUAGCAGGGACCACUAGGGCAAAGCCCUCCUGUGUGGAUGCCUCCAUCGUCCUGCAGAAGUGGUGGUGUCAAAUGCAGCCCUGUUUGCCUGAGGAAGAGUGCAAGGUGCUCCCAGACCUGUCUGGAUGGAGCUGUAGCAGUGGGAACAGGGUCAAAACCACCAAGGUCACACGAUAGCCCUUGGGGAUACAGUCCAGGCUGGACAGGAACAAUGGAACCAUGAGCCAAAGGAGGCUUGAGAGGAAACAGGGUCCUAGAAGAUGGGAAUGACUGAAAGCUCUUGGGUGGGCUUGCCUCAUCAGAAUUGCAAGGCAAUGUUCUCUGGUGGACCGGAACAUCAUUGCGAUGCCCUCCUUCCUGGGGGCAUUUCCACUAAGCAAGCAACAAGUGUUUCUGAAGUAUCCUCUGUGGAGAGCACUGGGCUAAGUGAAGACAUCGAGGACAUAAUUCCUGUCCUGAGGGAGCCUACAGUCUAAAUGGAGACACCACACACACACAUGAAACCAUAGGGGACGAGUGAACACUAGAGAGAUUUCUUGUUUUUGAGGCUGCUGGGGAAUAGAGGAAGCCAGGAAAUGAGAUUCUCUAUCUUUUAGGUUUCUCCCUUUCCCUGGGCUUAUGGGGGCAAACUAGAGGAAUCACAUCCAUGGUUCCCAAUUGGAUCUAAUGUCCUCAGGAAGCCACUGAUGUUCCUCUCUUAUCACAAGUUGGCGAUGGCCUCAUCUCAUUUGGAUGCACAAGAGACACGUGGGAGGAUGUGAAGUUGCAAUGUCUCAGUGGAGUUUGUACAGUGGGGUUGUUUCAUAGAAUUCAGGAGUGGGACCUUAACAGAGCCUCCUUAAUAGAGGAAAGGGUCACACCACUGGUUUUUCCAUCUCUCUGAAGCUAUUGCCUUCUAUUCAUCCUAGCUGGAACAAUUUUGAGGAAUGGGCUGUUUAAACAAGGGGUGCUUGUUAUGUGGAUCUUUUCCUAAGUAGAGGAGCCUGAUGUGCCCUCAGAGAAGGGAGGGAAAUAGGAGUGGGGGGUUCUCUCGGGGAGGUCAGAGUAGAGUUGCUGUCAAGUUGGAUUUCUGUUGUCCCCCAUGUCCAGGAAUCCCCUACUAGGGGCUGGCUACCCUCUCCAAAUCUAACUGCACAGUCUCAGAAUACUGGGUAGCUCUCAACUUCAGUCCCUGAAAAGUCCAAAGCAUCUAAUUGGAAGGUCAUCUGUGUCCAGAUGCUCAGUUGCAUUUUGGGUGAAUGCUGCUGUAUUACUUCCAACCUUCCCCUGUCCUUAGGAAGACAGAAGUGAGGUUCGUGUCUUCUGCCUGCCAUAGUCAAGCUGGUAGAGAUGGUAUAGACUCCCAGAGUUCAGAGUUGGAAGGACCUUUAGAGAUAAUCUUCCCCUUGUUUUAUAAAGGAAUAAACAACUCAGGGCCAGAGAAGCAAAACAAAUUUCUCUAGGUUGAAUAGAGAAUAUGGAACCCAUAUUUCCUGAAACUACUCCUUUUCCCUCUACACCACAUGUCCCCAAAGUUAGAAUCAAGAGGGUCCAAGAAUGGGAUAGAGUCUUUGUGGGAGCAGGCUUGAGGGUACUGGGAGUACCGGAGGAGACACUGGUGAUUGGAUAGAUGAGAAGGAAAUAAAAACUCUUUUGUUGAGGAAGAUCUCUGGGCCAUGAUCACCCCUAAGUGAUCCUAGAUAUAAAAAUGAUGAUAACUCAGGUUUGGAAAGAAAGGGUUGUUGGGAUGGAAGGAGCCAGAAGGCUGAAUGUUGAUUCAACCAUAACUGGUAAACCUUCAAGGAAUUACAAAAUGUCAGAAUGAAUCUCAGAGGUCAUCUUGACCAAGUCAUACCUGAAUAGACAUUCUCUUUUCACUUCCCCAACAAGUGGUUGUCUGGUCUCAAGUUGAAGACCUCCAGGUAUGGGGAAUCCAACAAGAAAGAGGGAGUUCUCCAGGCAGGUAAGGAAAUGCCUGGGCUCCCCUAACCCUAUCCUAGUCCCAAUGUCUUCCUCAGGAGAGCACAUACCUACCUGAUACUCAAUGCUGCUCUGUCCUAUCCUGUAACUAUUACCUCCGGUCUCCAACCCCCUCCUCCACUCCAACCUGCUCCACAGUUUGUUAUCUUCAUAUUUUUGUAACUGGGUAUUUAAUCUCAGCUUCUCAUUUGACUGUAAAUACCAGAUUCUGAAAUAUUAAAUUCAUUUUAAUCUCUGCAAA